AUGUUGUUCAGGAAAUUGACUGUAAGCGCCGUUAUUGGCAUGGCUGUUGCGCAGGACUUGACCACCAUACUCGCGAAUACCCCCGAGCUGUCCAACCUGACCUCGUACCUCGCACUGUUUCCGGACCUCACGGCGAAACUGGCAUCGCUGCAGAACAUCACUGUCCUCGCACCCAACAACAAUGCUUUUGCGAGGCUGGCACACUCGUCGGCAGGAGCUGCCCUGGUUCAGAACGAUACCUCGGCGAUCCAAGCACUGUUGACCUACCACGUUUUAGAUGGAACCCACACCGAUUUUAGCGACAAGCAGUUCGUCCCUACUCUACUGCAACCACCUCAGUUCACCAAUGUGACUGGGGGUCAAGUUGUGGAAGCAACCUCCACCAAGAACCAGACUGCCUUUGUCUCAGGGUUGCUCAACAAUGCGAGUGUCAGCAGCGGCCCCGUCAACUUCACUGGUGGCGUGGUUCACAUUAUUGACGACGUCUUGACUGUCCCGCAAAGCAUUUCGGACACCGCAGCUCAACUCGAUCUCUCCGCUGCCACCGGAGCUCUCACCAGCGCGAAUCUGGUGACAACGGUCGACACUCUGUCUGAUGUGACUUUGUUCGUCCCCAACAACGAAGCUUUCGAGGCGAUCGGUUCCGCUCUGCCCAAUCUGACCACACAGGGCUUGUCGUCGAUCCUGCAGUAUCAUCUCGUUCAAGGUGUUGUCGGCUACAGCCCCCUGCUACAGAACGGCACGGUGAAAACGGUUCAGGGCAAAGACGUGACCAUCACCAUCGAGGAUGGGGAGGUCUUCGUCAACAGCGCACGCGUGGUUGUACCAGACGUGCUCGUCGCGAACGGCGUGGUUCACGUCAUUGACAAUGUGCUGAACCCCAACAAUACCACUGCGAGGCCCAACCCAUCCCAAGUGUCCGGCUCGCCUGCAUUCAGCGAUGUUAGCUCUGCCAGCAAUAUCCCCUUCACUUCUGGUGUGCCGACGCCAACUAGCACCAGUGCCAACCAGUCAGCCACAGGUGCGAGAGCGACAUCAAGUAGUAGUUCUGGAGCUGCGGCGCCUGCAAAUACCGGGGCAAUGGGUGCAGCGGCCUUAGUCGGCGGCGCUUUUCUAGUAUUAAACAUGUAG
Molecule: messenger RNA, 1131 nt
Organism: Fonsecaea multimorphosa CBS 102226
Lineage: Eukaryota; Fungi; Ascomycota; Eurotiomycetes; Chaetothyriales; Herpotrichiellaceae
Exons: 1
Coding region: 1-1131 (376 amino acids)
Biological process (GO): macroautophagy
Cellular component (GO): fungal-type vacuole membrane
Source: RefSeq, a predicted model, not a curated record